CCACUCUGACGGCACAGUGGGGAGGAAGAACUCAGCAAGAAACGGCAGUAGGGAGAGAGAGCAGCGGCAGCAAGAAGACAGAGAGAGCAGGCGGAGAGGAGGGAGAUCUGCCGCCGGGGAGGAGGCCAUGGGGUGCGCGGCGUCCAAGGUGGAGCAGGAGGACACGGUGCGGCGCUGCAAGGAGCGGCGCCGGAACAUCAAGGACGCCGUCGCCGCGCGCCAGCAGCUCGCCUCCGCGCACGCCGACUACCUCCGCUCCCUGCGCCUCACGGCCGCCGCGCUCUCCCGCUUCGCGCAGGGCCACCCCUCCCUCGCCGUCUCCCACAACACCGCGCCCGUCCUCCUCACCACCGCCGCGCCGCCGGCCCUGCACGCGCCCACGCCGCCACCCGCCGCCUCCUCCUCCGUCGCCUCGUCGUCUCUCCCACCCCCCACGCCGCUCCCUCGCCACCACCAGGCGCCGCCGCCGCCGCAGCACCAUCAGACGCAGCCUCCGCCGGCCCCUGCCGCGGUCAGGCUCGACCGGGAUCCGAGGAUGCGGCGCCUCAAGGUCCCCCACAUCCUCUCCGACUCGAGCGUCGCGAGCCCGGCGCAGUCCUCCUUCCGGAAGCCGCCGGUGGCGGGGACCCCGUCCUCGUCGUCGGCCUGGGACUGGGAGAACUUCUACCCGCCGUCCCCGCCCGACUCCGAGUUCUUCGACCGCCGCAAGACCGACCUCGAGGAGGCCACCCGCCUCCGCGAGCUCGACGAGGAGGCCAAGGCGCGGGGCUACCUCCACGACCACCUCAAAGAAGAGGACGACGAGGCCGACGACGACGAGGAGAGGGAAGAGGACGCGCAUUGCGGCGGGUGGGAGGACGAGGAGGACCACUACGCGUCCACCACCACGUCCGAGACCAGAUCGGACGGGGACGAGCUGGGGAACAGAUCGGAGUGCGGCUUCGCCGCCAGAUCGGAGUACGGCGGCACCGCGCCGUCCGAGUACGCCGCCAUGGCCAUGCCGAUGCAGCUCAGGAGGGCCGACCGGUCCGAGGCCGGGGACUCCUCCUCCACCGUCACCGCCGCCACCGAGAUGCGGAUGGUCGUGCGCCACCGCACGCUCGCCGAGAUCGUCGCCGCCAUCGAGGAGUACUUCGUCAAGGCGGCAGACGCAGGGGACGGCGUGUCAGAGCUCCUCGAGGCCAGCCGCGCCCAGCUAGACCGCAACUUCCGCCAGCUCAAAAAGACGGUGUACCACUCGAACAGCAUGCUAUCAGCACUGUCGUCAACCUGGACGUCAAAGCCGCCAUUGGCUGUGCGCUACAAGAUGGACGCUCAUGAGAUGGACUCAAUGGAAGGGAAGAGCCAUGGGUCAACACUGGAGCGACUUCUGGCCUGGGAAAAGAAGCUGUAUGAGGAGGUCAAGGCUAGAGAGAGCGUGAAGAUUGAGCAUCAGAAGAAGCUUUCUACUCUGCAAGGCUUGGAAUACAGAGGGAGGGAUAGUGCCAAGCUGGACAAGACCAAGGUUUCCAUCAACAAGCUGCAAUCCCUGAUAGUUGUUACAUCAGAAGCUGCCACUACCACAUCCUCAGCCAUCGUCAGAGUCCGUGACAACGAGCUUGCACCACAGCUUGUCGAGCUUUGUUUUGCGUUGUUGAGCAUGUGGAGAUCAAUGAACUACUUCCAUGAAACCCAGAACGAGAUUGUUAAACAAGUGCGUGGUCUGGUGGACAACUCCAUGGCUGAGUCAACGUCUGACCUUCACAGGCUUGCAACCCGUGAUCUUGAGGCCGCUGUCUCAGCGUGGCACUCGAACUUCAACCGACUCAUCAAAUACCAACGCGACUACAUCCGUUCACUCUAUGGCUGGCUGAAGCUCACACUCUUCCAGGUAGACAGCAUCGCCCCACAAGGAGGUCAGGCGACGCUGAUCUCACGCGAGCUCACCACCUUCUGUGACGAGUGGAAGCAAGCACUGGACCGGCUUCCGGACGCGGUCGCGUCAGAGGCUAUCAAGAGCUUCGUGAACGUCGUCCACGUCAUCUACACGAAGCAGGCAGAAGAGAUGAAGAUCAAGAAGCGGACCGAGACAUACUCGAAGGAGCUGGAGAAGAAGACCAACUCGCUCAGGGCCAUCGAGAAGAAAUACUACCAGUCGUACUCGAUCGUGGGGCUCGGCCUUCCGGGCAGCGGGCGCGACGGCAUGGACGGUCACAGCUUCGACGCCCGCGACCCUCUUAACGAGAAGAAGACCGAGAUCGCCCAGUGCCGCCGGAAGGUGGAGGAUGAGAUAUCGAGGCAUGCCAAGGCCGUCGAGGUGACCAGGUCGAUGACGCUGAACAACAUCCAGACCGGCCUGCCAGGAAUGUUCCAAGCCAUCGCUGGUUUCUCGGGCACGGUUGCUGAGGCCCUCGACGGUGUCUGCCGGCGAGCUGGAUCAGUGCGGUAGAAUCUCGUCCCCAUCGGAGUUACCAAGAGAUAUGUUUCUUAUCUCUCUCUUUGGGUGGUCCGGUAAUCUAUAUAGGAAAAAAUGCAACAUAUAUAUGUAGUUAAAAAAUUAGGGAUGAAAUAUGGGGAGAAGGGCUCCCUGGCUGUUCUUGCCUUUGUUUGGGGAUUGAUCAUUUUGGUUGUAGAUAAUGAUUUUGCCCAGGAUUGUUCAUGUUCUUUCUUCCCUUUGCGGGGAGU
Molecule: messenger RNA, 2664 nt
Organism: Lolium rigidum
Lineage: Eukaryota; Viridiplantae; Streptophyta; Magnoliopsida; Poales; Poaceae
Product: protein ROLLING AND ERECT LEAF 2
Exons: 4
Coding region: 128-2428 (766 amino acids)
Source: RefSeq, a predicted model, not a curated record